Messenger RNA from Actinia tenebrosa (Australian red waratah sea anemone), 1416 nucleotides. Its product is annotated as homeobox protein E30-like. Gene Ontology annotation, molecular function: DNA-binding transcription factor activity, RNA polymerase II-specific; RNA polymerase II cis-regulatory region sequence-specific DNA binding. Gene Ontology annotation, cellular component: nucleus. Lineage: Eukaryota; Metazoa; Cnidaria; Anthozoa; Actiniaria; Actiniidae. The record is from RefSeq and is a predicted model, not a curated record. Gene Ontology annotation, biological process: cell differentiation; regulation of transcription by RNA polymerase II.
CAGGGUAAAGUUCACGUAAUUGUUCUAUUCUCGUAGAAGUUAAAAGUUGUUUUUUCAGCCGGUUAAUGUUGAACCAAAAUCCGUCACCGACAGCCGCCAUGUUUGCUUCCCCAUCAUGCGAUGGUCGAGAUAAAGGUAUCCCAACUACGCACUUUURCAAGGUAUGUUUGUAUGUUUCCAAGCCAUGCAUGCAUGGUGUCAGAAGUCAAUAACUUGAUGUGUCUGUAUGUCCUGCCAAACCAUGCAUAGUGUGUCUGGAUGGGUGUGUAUGUAUUUUCCGCCAUGCACGAUGUGUCUCUAUUUUCCGCCAAACCAUGCAUUGUGAGUCAUGUUUGUAUUUCCCGCCAAAAAACGGUGUGUGUGUAUUUUGCGCCAUGCACGGUGUGUCUCUAUUUUCCGCCAAACCACGCGCAGGAGUCUGUAUUCCCCGCUAAAGCUAUUCAACGUGCGUUUGUGUUUUCCGCCAAAAAACUCGGUGUGUUUGUAUUUCCCGCCAAAAGCUCGGAGUGUUUGUACUUCCCGCCAAAACAURRWAAGUUGRUUAUGCCAGUCCGUCCUACUCUCUGGUAGUGKCGGUUACGUCAAUGAGUUAAGGUAACAGCCUAGAGCGGUAUCAACCGCACAAAGAGCGGCGUGUUUUUGACAUUGUAAUCAUCCUCCAUAAAUACGGUCUGAUGGAGCACCGUACCUUCAUUCAGACUCGAACAUCACAAGAGUAGCAACAUCAAUCAGUCGUUAAACCAACACCAUGUCUACAGUUUCUGCUGUUCGACCAAGAGGGUCUUUUCUAAUCGAUGAUCUUCUACGAGACACGCAUGACRCUAACAAGAUGCCCGCUGAUACACCAGCUGUAGUUACCACAGGGUUCCCGAGAUACUGCUUUCCUCCUAUUAGUAGUUGUGGCAGCAGUAGUAAUAGUGAUGAAGAUUCUGCAGAUGAAAAAGAUACAACAGAAAGUCCUGACCAAUCAGAGCCUUCAAAUGAGAACAGAAAGACCAGACCAUCGUUCGCACCCCAUAAAGUAGCACGUCUCAAGAGCAUAUUCGUCCAGAGAAACUACCUGAGUAAGCAAGAACGACGACAUCUGGCACUAGAACUGGGCAUGACUGAUGAACAAGUCAAGACCUGGUUYCAAAACAAGAGAACAAAACUGAAGAAAAAAAUGGCCGAAGAAGAUGAACACUACGCCAAGCUGCUCUACCUGAACGACCUGAUCAACGGUACAUCACCUGACCGUCACCAUGACUACCAAGUUCCACAUAGUUACCAUGGCUACCCAUUAGCUGGGUAUCCAGGCCUGGAUCGAUCAUCUGAGUACAGCGAGAGACUGGUAUCGACUGGAAGAUUUCCUUAUCUUCCAAAGUAUUAGAUAUUAUUAGUUAACGAUUUUGUCAAUAAAACUAACACUACAAGAAA